GUCCAAGCCCGCGCCCCGCUCCCAAUCAUGAAGGUCUCGACGCUCAUCGGAUUCGUUGCGCUUGCGCAAGCAGCCUCGGCUCACUAUAUCUUCACGACCCUUAUCGCCGGCUCGACGACUUCGGAAGCCGCCGUUCGUGAACCCGUGAACAACAGUCCCAUCACCUCUGCGACGGACCCGAACCUGGUCUGCAACAUCCACACCGCUGCCACCUCCACGGUCAGCGUCCCUGCUGGAUCUACCAUUGGCUUCAAGCUCGACAACACGCUCUACCACCUUGGGCCCGCUGCUAUCUAUCUCGGACAGGUUCCUAGCGGCGAGACUGCUGCCACCUGGGACGGGACAGGCGCCCAUUGGUUCAAGAUUGCGGAAUGGGGCGCAACGUACUCGCAGUCCUUCAGCUUCAGCGACUAUAACCUGAGCCAACUUACUACUACGAUCCCCAGUGAUGUUCCUCCUGGAGACUACCUCGUCCACGUUGAGCAGAUCGCACUUCACGUCGUCGACGCUCCGCAGUGGUAUGUCUCCUGUGCCCAGAUCACCAUCACUGGCGGCGGCUCCGCAAAUCCGAGCAAGGUGUCGAUCCCCGGCGCUUAUUCCGCGAACGACCCCGGCCUUACCGUGGACAUUUACACAAACCCGACGAGCUACACGGUUCCCGGACCCGCUCCGUUCACCGGAUAGGCACGUCAUUAUAUUGGAGUUACUCCUAUCAGGACAGCCUAUGCAUGUAGUUGGAGUAGCAGGGUCGUUCGCCGUUGUGAUACAGAUACCGUUUUGCAGGAUGAAUAUCUCGAUGUGUUCUGAAUGUCCCGAGUGGUGUCGUAUUUGGGACUUCAAACAGGGAUGUCUGUCUCUACGACGCAGAAGAGAGGGCAGAACAUGCCUGGCUUGCAUCUGUGCAAUAUUGCUCGCACCACAGUCGUGGUCGGAGUUGGUGUAGAGACCACAGCAUCGGUGAUAGCCUUACAGUUGGCUGGGCAAG
This is a messenger RNA of Punctularia strigosozonata HHB-11173 SS5, 985 nucleotides long. RefSeq lists its product as uncharacterized. The record is from RefSeq and is a predicted model, not a curated record. Bases 28 to 684 code for a protein of 218 amino acids. NCBI's taxonomy places the organism in Eukaryota, Fungi, Basidiomycota, Agaricomycetes, Corticiales, Punctulariaceae. The transcript has 8 exons.